CGACCAACAAAAAUUGUAUACACGACUCCUAUUUGAGAAAAAAGAUUUAACUUACUUUGUAAUUAGUCUGUAAAAAGGAUUCAGAUUUUCAAACACUACUUGUAACUACUUUUUUUUGAUUUUUAUAAGCUGUAUCAUCCUGAUAAGUGUUUUAGAUCUUUUAAUUCAUCGUGUAGAAUGAUAAAUAACUAUUGAAAUUCUGCAAGUAAACAUACUUUCACUGUUUUAGAUAGUCAAAUAUUUUUAAAAAUGAUUCACAGUUUAUUUAUUAUAAAUCCUGCUGGGGAUGUGUUUUUAGAAAAGCAUUGGCGAAGUGUUAUUCCUAGAUCAGUAUGUGAUUAUUACUUAGAAGCUCAGAGAGCUUCGCCUAAUGAUGUCCCUCCAGUGAUAGCUGCCCCCCAUCAUUAUUUAAUUUCAAUUCAGAGAGGAGGUGUUGCCCUAGUGGCUGUUAGCAAACAAGAGGUGCCUCCUCUUUUUGUUAUUGAAUUUCUACAUAGAGUUGUGGAUACAUUCCAGGAUUACUUUUCUGAUUGCACCGAAACAAUUAUUAAGGAGAACUAUGUUGUUGUUUAUGAGCUGUUGGAUGAGAUGUUAGACAAUGGUUUUCCAUUGGCCACCGAGAGCAACAUUUUGAAGGAAUUGAUAAAACCGCCUAAUAUAUUUAGGACAAUAGCCAACACUGUGACAGGCAAAUCAAAUGUAUCAUCAAUAUUACCUGGUGGACAACUUUCUAAUGUGCCAUGGCGUAGAACAGGAGUGAAGUAUGCUAAUAACGAAGCGUACUUUGAUGUUAUUGAGGAAGUUGAUGCAAUUAUAGAUAAAAGUGGAUCUACUGUAUCUGCUGAAAUACAGGGAUAUAUUGACUGCUGUAUCAAGCUGAGUGGUAAGCCAGAUCUGACCUUGUCAUUCGUGAAUCCAAGGCUGUUUGAUGAUGUAUCUUUCCACCCUUGUGUGAGAUUUAAAAGAUGGGAGUCUGAAAGAAUAUUAUCUUUCAUACCACCGGAUGGUAACUUCAGACUGAUGUCAUAUCACAUUGGUUCACAAAGUGUUGUGGCAAUUCCUAUCUAUGUGAGACAUAAUCUAUCAUUACGAACCAAUGGGGACCAAGGACGAUUUGACAUGACUGUUGGUCCUAAACAAACCAUGGGCAGGACCUUGGAAAAUGUAGCCUUAGAGAUCUGUAUGCCAAAAUGUGUUCUCAACUGUUCACUAACUGCUAAUCAAGGAAAAUAUUCAUAUGAUCCGGUUAGUAAAGUAUUGUUGUGGGACAUUGGACGUAUUGAACUACCGAAGUUGCCGAACAUACGAGGAACUGUGUCCCUAGCAUCAGGAUCUGAUACCUCUGGCGCUAAUCCCAGUAUCAACGUUCACUUUACUAUACCCCAAUUAGCGGUGAGCGGUUUGAGAGUCAGUCGGCUUGAUAUGUACGGCGCUAAAUACAAGCCGUUCAAAGGUGUCAAAUAUGUCACCAAGGCUGGCAAGUUCCAUGUUAGAAUGUAAACUUACAAAUAUAUCUGAAGCAUAGAGUUAGCCUUAAUUUUAAGUGACGUAUUGAAUACAUUUUUAUAUAUCCCUUAUGUUGUAAUAUGAGUAAUUUAUCUGUAAAUACUGAGAACAAAAAAAAACCUUAAAAAUAAAUAAAUUACUAUAAAGAAGUAUUUCUUUGUCUGAAGGUGAACGAUAUGUCUUUUUGAAUAAACUUACUUUUAAAUGGAAUACCAGGAAACUGCUUGCUUUUAGUUGCACAUUUAUUUCGAUUAUUGGCUCUAACAUCUAAUGUCACAUUCCAUGGCUACCUAUAAUAAUACAUAAUAAUAUAGUGUCCUAAUAUGAGCCAAAAAUGAAAUAUAUUGAUCGUUGAGUAUUGAUAUACGUUAUGCAUGUUGCGUAGAUCAGUACCUGAGUGAAUACUUUAUAAAAAAAAUAGUAAUAAUUGUAAUAUUUUCUUAUAAUACUAGUAUUGUAAGAAAAUAUUACAAGAUAAAGUUUCACCUUGUGUCUAUCGAGGACUUAAAAGUAACGGCUAAUUUUAAUGCUUUAGUUAGUUUCCCAGGGCGCUAUAGAUUAAGUGACAAAUGACAUUUGAAUUUUGAAAUGACAGCCAAGUGUAUGGGAAAAUUAAAAUGUUAUCUAACUUUUUAUUCUUGUUAAAAUAUUUUAGUUACAUUUUUUUUAUAUAAAAAUAAGGCCCGUGCAAUCAGAAACAAAUUUUUUUAUUGUACGAAAAAUUUGUUGAGUUUUGAUUUUAUUUCAAAAUAAGUAUAUUAAAAUGAUAAACAUUUAUGUACACUUUUUUAUUAUAUAUGUAAAGCAUGA
Messenger RNA from Danaus plexippus (monarch butterfly), 2316 nucleotides. It is a transcript of the gene carmine, whose product is annotated as AP-3 complex subunit mu-1. NCBI's taxonomy places the organism in Eukaryota, Metazoa, Arthropoda, Insecta, Lepidoptera, Nymphalidae. Gene Ontology annotation, biological process: intracellular protein transport; endocytosis. The transcript has 10 exons. Gene Ontology annotation, cellular component: clathrin adaptor complex; cytoplasmic vesicle. The record is from RefSeq and is a predicted model, not a curated record. Bases 250 to 1500 code for a protein of 416 amino acids.